This is a messenger RNA of Cucumis sativus (cucumber), 1079 nucleotides long. Its product is annotated as gibberellin 20-oxidase-like protein. NCBI's taxonomy places the organism in Eukaryota, Viridiplantae, Streptophyta, Magnoliopsida, Cucurbitales, Cucurbitaceae. The transcript has 2 exons. The coding region runs from base 78 to 1049 and encodes 323 amino acids. Gene Ontology annotation, molecular function: dioxygenase activity. The record is from RefSeq and is a predicted model, not a curated record.
AUUGGUAUUUGCAUCUUUCGUUUUAAGGAAUAUAAUUAUCCACCUAUGAAGUAUAGGCUAGCUAGCUAUAGACAAACAUGUGUGUAUCUAAGGCCUCAGUGGAACUCCCCAUUUUAGACAUUUCUCAGCCUUUGUCUCCGUCUUCCCUUUCUUCACUAGCUGAUGCUUGCAAAAAAUGGGGGUUUUUCCACAUAAAAAACCAUGGGAUCUCCAAAGAAAUCUACAACAAACUCCAUUCCUUCUCCAAUGAAAUUUUCAACCUCCCUUCAGAAACCAAGCUCAAAAUUGGCCCCCUCUCUUCCGUAAACACUUACACUCCCCAUUUCAUAGCCUCCCCAUUCUUUGAAACCCUCAGAGUCUCUGGUCCAAACUUCUUAGCCUCUGCUCAGAAUUCAGCAGAGUUCCUCUUUAACCAAAAGAGCUCUCACCAGUUCAGUGAGAUAUUGCAAGAAUAUGGAGAUAAAAUGACAGAGCUAUCAAGGAAAAUUAUCAAGAACAUACUGAUGAGCUUUGGUGAAGGUUUUGAGAAGAAAUACCAUGAACCCCAUUUCAAGAAUUGCCAUGGAUAUCUGAGAAUAAACAACUACACACCUCCAGAAACGUUAGAAGACGAUGAAGAAGUAGAAGGACUUGGAAUGCAUACAGAUAUGAGCUGCGUGACCAUUGUGUACCAAGAUCAAACAGGUGGUCUGCAAGUGAAAUCAAGCGAAGGGAAAUGGGUGGACAUAAACCCAUGUGAAGAAUCAGAAGCACUGGUGGUGAAUAUUGGGGACUUGCUUCAAGCUUGGAGCAACGACAGGGUGAGGUCGUCGGAGCACAGAGUGGUUUUGAGGCGGCCGGCGAUCAACCGAUUCUCGAUUGCUUUCUUUUGGGGUUUUGAGGACGAGAAGGUGGUGUCAGCGCCGGAGGACUUGGUGGAAGAGGGCGGUGAGAGGAUGUAUAAGCCAUUUGUGUGCUCGGAUUAUUUGAAGUUCAGGGAGAAUGAUGAAAGAGGGAAAUUUGAAAAGGUUGGUUUCACCGUCACAAACUUUGCUGGGAAAAAGGAUUAAUACGUUAAUUAAUUAUGUUUUUUUUUUGUA